Molecule: messenger RNA, 3801 nt
Organism: Bombyx mandarina (wild silkworm)
Lineage: Eukaryota; Metazoa; Arthropoda; Insecta; Lepidoptera; Bombycidae
Gene: Pask
Product: PAS domain containing serine/threonine kinase
Biological process (GO): negative regulation of glycogen biosynthetic process; intracellular signal transduction; protein phosphorylation
Cellular component (GO): cytoplasm; nucleus; cytosol
Molecular function (GO): ATP binding; protein serine/threonine kinase activity
Source: RefSeq, a predicted model, not a curated record
AUGAUUGCACACCGCAGAACCAGGCCCCUAGUCCCCGGCGGCCCCGCUAUUCCUGGUUACGGUNCUAAGCUAGCAACACUGCUUUUUCACUUUUUCAGGAGUAAUUUAACGGAUUCUUCCAUCUUGACACCUGUAAAACCUAGAUUGGGAAGAUUUGUUGAUGUUUAUUCUCCUGAACAUCUAAAUUUGACACCAAAACCUAAAUCAAAAUAUACCUUUCAUAGAUUGAGACAUGAUAGUCCAAAUUUGCAUUCCCCACAUCAGUAUCUUGAAACUGAUUACAUAUGCAGAACUGUUAAACUGCAACCUAGAGUUCAGCAUGUACUCAGCAAUUACUCCUUUGAAGGGAACCAGAGCUUCCCACGAUUGAAGCGCAAAAUAAAACCUAUCACAAUGGAACUGGAAACACCAACCAAACUAAAGUCAGCUAUUGAUAUUGUUCGAGUGGAUGGGCCAAAUGGUCUACGUUUCAAUUCAUCACUAGUGUCAGGUGAUAUACCUGGAUCUCCAGCUCAAUCACAAACUGAUCGUUUGCAGCAGCCUAUCAACUUGAACAAAGCUGUGUUCACAAUUGAAACCAAUUCGUCAAAAAUUCUGAUUGUAAAUAACAAGGCCUGUUCGUUACUCGGGUAUUCCUCCGGUGAACUGUGUGGAUUGCGGUUCUCUGAUAUCUUGAGGAAACGGAAUAGAAAAUCUUUUAACCUUCAAGGUCCUGAGGAUGGGGAUACUUCAGAAGAUGGCACUGUGAUUUUACUCAGUGGAAAGGUAGUAGAGCUGCAAACAAAAGAAGGUGGAACUGUUCAGGUAUCAUUAUGGAUUAGACAACUGGACAGCGACGGCCCUUGUUUAGUAGUUGCAGAACCAGUCAACUGCAAAAAUGUUUUGCUAACCAUAGAUGCGGAAACUGCAGUCAUAUUGUCAUGUGAAGGUGUUGACGCACCUGCUCUGUUCGGAGCUGAAUCCUGUGAUAAAUUGGUUGGUCUACCCAUAACUUCACUCAUACCUUCAAUAAGACUGCCAGCCGUGGAUACACCUAUAUCCAAAAGUAUGGCCAAGCAGAAAGUUACUGGGAGAACACUUGAAGGUGGCUGUUUUCCAGUUUGUUUAUGGAUAACGAAACCCGAUAAUUCGGAUGGUGCACAUUGGUCAGCUAUAAAAACUCAACGAUCCAUACUCGAAAUCAACCUUAGGGUGACAUACAAUGUUAGCGGCCUUCUAGUCGUCGACGAGGCUGGAAUUAUAACCGCUUGCAACCAUCACUUUGCUAUGUUGACGUUCGGAAAGCCGCAUUCAGAAGUGAUCGGUCAUCACAUCGAUGACGUCAUACAGUUCUUCUGCCGCGAAUCUGAUAUAGUAAAAUUGCCCGACAGAGCUCGCAAUAUGACUUUGUCUCCUGUUAAUAACGAAGAUAAUCCUUCUGCAUCGGACACGGACGACGAUUCGUGCGGCGCGUUCAACGGCAGCCAGAAGUCAGCUUGUAUGUCUCUUAACGUCCAGCAAUCCUUACUUUCGACAACUCGAGAGAAAUCAUCCAGCGCAUUAUGCCUUGACAAGUCGAUCAGCAUGAUCACUCACACUCCGACGCCCACCCAGGACAUGGUGUCCAGUAUCAGCACUACGGAACAGCGGAACGACGUGUCCGCGCUGCCGGACGUGACGUCAGCGAUGUCGGGUAUAUCUAUUGACGACGACAACUUCUGCUCGAGUAGUAUUUCGAAAUCAAGAUCCGAGAACAUAUUGAGAUCGGAACAGGGAAACCCUGUUAAACCGCUGGCAACAAAACCUUGUGAUAAAUCGGAAUCCGUAUAUUAUACAUCUCAGCACUCCGAAGUGACGCCUACUGGAGGGACGCCUCGAGUCCGACUUAGCGAUCCUUCCUUGCGACUGUCGUUUGAUUCCAGUAAAUACAGAUCUCUAAAAGCCACCUUGCCCGGACAAGUUAGGGACGACAAGAGCAGUCUCUCCCUGGAUUAUUGUGAUUCGAAUGAAACGAGUGCAGAUUUUCUCACUCCGAUAAAUGAGAUGCCGCCCCCGGGAUGUGAAAUCGAGGAUCUACCAAAACACAACGGAAACGAUAGCGUCGACAGCUUGAGCAACGACAACGAUUUGGAGACACAGACCGAGUCAGCGCCGGGAAAAAGAUUUGACGAGGAGGUUCCCGUGACUCCGUGCGUCGCCAAACGUUUGCUGCGCGCGCACGUGACGUCGACGCCGCAGAACACGCGCGACCGGCCCGCCGACACGUGCGCCGUCGACUGUCGGCACCGCGACGGCACCUACAGGGGCGUCGUCAUGCACCGAGACGGGACCGAACUCAACGUGGUGUACACGGUGUCGAGCAUGCAGUUGGCGGGCGGGCGGAGCGUGCGCUGCGUGUGGCUCGGCGUGCAGCUGGAGGACGCGCCGCGACACAACACGGUCGCCUCCAGCCUCACGUCCACGGCCGACAACUCGCUCGUACUUGGCAACAAAUCUGCUGGCAGCAGACCGCAGUCCAUGUCCUUGGUGAGCCAGGGUGGAGACGAACAAGUUGCAGGAGAAUACAGCAAACAUUAUGUUACUUUGAAACAGAUUGGUAAAGGCGCCUACGGCUGCGUAAAGAUGGCGUAUCGUCGUUCCGAUCGUUUGCUGACCGUGACCAAGUUUAUACUGAAAGAGAAGAUCGGUCCACUGUUCCUGGUCGACGGGCCGGACGGGAAGAAAGUGCCAUUGGAGCUAAGUCUCUUGCUCACAUUGAAGCACCCUAAUAUUGUUAGUUUAGUGGACGUAUAUGAAAACGAGAAAUAUUUCCAAAUGGUCAUGGAGAAACACGGUGCCGGCAUGGAUUUGUUCGAGUUCAUAGAACGACGUCCGAGAAUGGAUGAACCCUUGUUGAGCUAUAUAUUUAGACAGGUUGGACAGGCGGUCGAGUACCUCCACUCGCUGAACAUCCUGCACCGAGACAUAAAAGACGAGAACAUUAUAAUCGAUAACAAGUUUCACGUGAAGUUAAUCGAUUUCGGUUCAGCAACUUUUAUGAGCAAGGAUUCUCUCUUCUCUACUUUCUACGGAACCACUGAAUACUGCAGUCCUGAAGUGUUGGCGGGAAAUAAGUACGCCGGUCCGGAACUAGAGAUGUGGUCAAUGGGUAUAACGUUAUACGUUCUGACGUUUUUCGUUGAUCCAUUCUCUGACAUCGAAGACACUAUCCAAGGGCCGCUUACCUUUCCGCACUUGGUAUCAGAAGACUUAGAGCAGCUCCUCCGAUGGAUGCUGUGCAAGGAUCCCGCGAACAGAUGCACAAUAACGCAGCUGAUGUCUCACCCGUGGAUAAAACAGCAUGUCGCCAUUGCUAAUUACGUCUUCCACGAGAUCAUUGACUGCGAUCGUGAUGAAGCGAAUCCUGAAAUGUACUAUAACGGGAGCUUAUCACCAAGAAGUGGGUCACCCGUAGACCAAGUCGAUCCCGUGGCUAAAGAACGUUCGAACCCAUCCGAAGUGGCCGUCCGUUCAGAGGAAAAGAACGUUUCUCGAGAAGAACCAAAGCGAAGUUCCGUGGCUCUGCACGCUCUGUCGACUGCUGAUCGAGACGCUCACUCGGAUAACUACAGUCUACGAUCUUCAGCUGACAUCCUAGACAUAUCGUCGAAGCCGGUGUCGGACGCGGCGCUCACGGACAUCAGCUCGGACGCGACCGGCCACGCCGCCUGCGACAUCGACUACGACUGCGACCAGUACGAGUGCGACAGCUGGGACGAGUGCGAACAGGACAGCUUCUCCUAGACACGCACGCGCGCGCACGCACGCACGUACACACGCACG